AUGCGUCUAUGGCUCCUCGUAUUUGGGAUCAGCAGUCUUGUUGCGCUAUGUGCGUUUGCUGCUGAUCCUCUCGUUCUCCAGACACCUGCGGAGAUGUCUGCUUGCUUGCCAGUCACGUUUACUUGGACAGGUGGAACGCCUCCCUACUCCCUCUUCUAUCACAUUGGCUCUGGUGCAGUCGGAGAUGAGACAUACUUCGGCGCACCCAUCUUGAUCGGUCAAACAAAGGAUACGCAGAUGACCUUUGAUGCUCCAGACAAUCCAAACGAGGCCGUCAAAUUUAUCCUUGUCGAUCAAGAAAACAUGGAACAAGAUGCUUGGUUUCUUAUUCAACCCUCUGAUAGAUGCACUGGCCCGCAUCCAUAUACUUCGACGACCGCUUCGGGUGGUCCAUCUACGGUCAUCCACAUACCACCAACACCGAUCCCAACAGCCCCAUCAACACUAAUAUCUCCGACCCUGCCCUGGUUUCCUCCUCCAUCCCAAACCACCGACGUCAUGGUCACUAGCGACGGUCCCAUCCCUUCCCAAGGACCGUUGCAGUCCGGCACAUCUGAACAACCCGGAGCGCCUGGAUCCGAACAGAGCUCUGUACAAGGUUCUAUGACCGCAGCACCAGGGCACACUUCGCAGUCACCUGGUCAAUCUCUUGGUGGUGUAAAUACCAGUACUCGAUCUCAAAGUGCCGCAGCACCAUUUCGCUCACAGAAUGCUGGAAAUGACGAUACCAGCCGCACCCCAAUAUCGUCUCAAGCCCGCAAUGCGAUCAUAGGCACGAUCGUUGGGGGUUUGUUCUUGCUCAGUGGUCUCUUUUGUUGGCAAUGGCGUCGAAGGCACAUCGCAAGGAAAAGGCAGCGUACGAUUGUACCGGUUCUUCCGCGGCCAUCCUCUUGGAGAGAUGAUGAACAAGGCAUCAUGAGCGAACGACCUGGACAAGCCUUUGUCUCACUGACUGGUGUAGGGUCGUCCACGACUCACGACCCUCCUCAAACGCCGGGAACUGCGCGAAGGAUUGCUCCAGAGAUAAGCGAAGGAGACCUACAGGCUAUGAUGGCACUUCAUGCGAGUUCACUCAACUCUGAGCCAUCACGAAGUCGUGCUCAGAGUAGAGCCCCAGCCCCCGUGCUAUCGUCUUCAAGUACUCAUAAUUCCUCAUCCCAUCGCCCGAAUAUCAUCACAGACAGCCAAACUCGGCCCACUCCAAACCCUACUCGGUUAUCUUCUUCAGUACCCACGACACCAGACUCGCCCUCGGCACCUGUACGAUAUCCAAACGAAGCUUUAAGAUCUGCACCCCUUCCUUCGCUUAGCCCUAAAGCUAGGCGAGAGUUUGGCAGACAUGCAGGCCUCCCUCAUAGCCCGUCGUCGAUACAUGCUGCGUCGAUGCAGGCGCUCGCGCCUAGUACUAUCUACUCUCUUGGCGAAACAGCGUCGGUGCCCUCUGUGCGACAAGUUGGCCAGGCUCACACCACUUUAAACGAUACAUCUGCAGAAGAUGAAUCAUCCCAUUAUCCAGACGAUUCCUCGCACGAUGGAGAGAGCCCACAGGCUCCGGAUUUCCAAUCCCCCUCGUACACGGCACAUCAGGACACUGGCGAUGCGUCUCUUCAAAGCCUAAUCGCUCAUGAACUCGGUAAUCUAUUUACUCAAAACCAUCCGGCCAUAGUAUCCGUGGAUGCUUCUGAACCUCCAGCAUUCCAUCCUGCGAGUUCAAAAUCGCAGAACGCCAUUGCUGAAGCCUCCUCACAACCACAUCGUCGAUUGCAAGUUGUCAAUGCCAUGGGGGCCAAUAGUUCUCGUGCUGGUGUAUCUGAUAGUGAAGAGGAUAAUAUUCCAGCGACACCCAGCUCGGCAGCACCGAGCUCCGGGCGCUUGGGCCACGCUGCAAGAUUGCAUCCAACUCUUGCACCAAUUUCACCCGAUCCUUCUCAUUACGGUGGCACAAGACGGCUUGUAAUGUCAAGGCAGGACAUGGAAUGUCUUGCUGAUCUCGUCGCGGCCCGUAUCCAACAAGGACAAGGCUCUCGCCUCUCAUCAAACGGCAGCACUGGAACUCAUGGUGCGCACACAUUACAAAAUGCUCCACAUCAUAUGGACGAGGUCUCGGGUCCUCCGCCGCCGUCAUACGGAUAG
This is a messenger RNA of Serendipita indica DSM 11827, 2133 nucleotides long. Lineage: Eukaryota; Fungi; Basidiomycota; Agaricomycetes; Sebacinales; Serendipitaceae. The record is from the annotation of a GenBank genome assembly.